CGCGAAUCAAACAUUCACCAACAGCGAGAGGAUUCCAGAGUUCAGAUUGGUAGAUCAUCAUGCUUACCUUCCAACUCACUUACAUGAUCGUCCUCCUGGCCGUGGUAUUCCUAAUCGACAAGUGCCACGCGCAUCCUGCGAUCGCACAACGGCACGAGCCGAGACCGUUGUGUGUGGGCUGCGGCGAUAAAUGCGAGCAAUGCGAGUUCGGUUACACAACGUCGACUCUCUGCGGUAUCUUGGAAUGCCGAAGGGGCCCUGGACAAAUUUGUGGUGGUCCAAGCGAUUCCUGGGGAGUUUGUGGCGAUGGAUUAAUCUGCAGUUGCAACCGCUGUACUGGUUGCAGCGUGGACAACCUCACGUGCUUUGCGAACACUUGUUUGCCUCAUCAAAGCCUGGAGACGCGGAGCUAUCCCGAUAUCUUCGACAACUUCCCUGUCGACAGAUUCGCCAAGUAAACGGAAACCUAAACCAACCCCCGGAUGGACGAAAAGAACGACGAAUGGAUGAGACGACGAAUGUGAGAGGAGCGAAUGUGAAACGAGAAAGGUGGAGAGA
Molecule: messenger RNA, 558 nt
Organism: Cyphomyrmex costatus
Lineage: Eukaryota; Metazoa; Arthropoda; Insecta; Hymenoptera; Formicidae
Gene: Qbp-1
Product: Queen brain-selective protein-1
Exons: 4
Coding region: 60-458 (132 amino acids)
Source: RefSeq, a predicted model, not a curated record